Choloepus didactylus (southern two-toed sloth) is the source of this 6525-nucleotide messenger RNA. It is a transcript of the gene MEF2C, whose product is annotated as myocyte enhancer factor 2C. The transcript is spliced from 11 exons. The record is from RefSeq and is a predicted model, not a curated record. The coding region runs from base 818 to 2269 and encodes 483 amino acids. Gene Ontology annotation, molecular function: histone deacetylase binding; DNA-binding transcription factor activity, RNA polymerase II-specific; RNA polymerase II cis-regulatory region sequence-specific DNA binding. Gene Ontology annotation, biological process: heart development; positive regulation of transcription by RNA polymerase II; cell differentiation. NCBI's taxonomy places the organism in Eukaryota, Metazoa, Chordata, Mammalia, Pilosa, Megalonychidae.
ACUGGGAGGAAAAGACAGCGCGCGGCAAAAGCAAGGCCAGAAGAAAGCAAACGAGAUAAAAGAAGGAGAAAGGGACUUCAUCGGAUGUGCUGCUUAAAACCUCAAUGCUGUGUGCGCCGUUUUCCUGCCACCCAUCCGCCUCUCGCAGUAUCCUUCCACCACUCCCCCCCCCCCCGCCUUUUUUUUACGCGAUGUUUCAAAGACUGUGAACUGCUCUCCUUUUCCCAUUCGUCUUCUGUCACUUCCUUCUUGGAUGCAGUUUUUUGGACAAGUCUGGUUACUUUUAAUCUGGCCGGCCGCUGAGAGCCACUGCCACUUUCUCCUCCUCCUCCUCCAAGCGGCCUUGGCGCGCGCUAAUGCGCGAUCCCGCGCCCCCCCACGCCCGCGCGCUCCCCCCGUGCGCGCACACUCGCACGCUUCGUCUCCAGCUCUCAGCUCGCUCUCCUCGCAGUCACAGACACUUGAGCACACGCGUACACCCAGACAUCUUCGGGCUGCUAUUGGAUUGACUUUGAAGGUUGUGUGUGGGUCGCCGUGGCUGCAUGUUUGAAUCAGGUGGAGAAGCGCUUCGAGGCUGGAGGAAGUAAAGAUUAUUUUUUGUUAUUUUUUUUCUCUUUCUCUCUCUCUCUUAAGAAAGGAAAAUAUCCCAAGGACUAAUCUGAUCGGGUCUUCCUACAUGACCGAAUGCAGGAAUUUGAGAACUGAGCUGUGCAAGUGCUGAAGAAGGAAAUUUGUUUGGAGGAAACAGGAAAGAGAAAGAAAAGGAAGGAAAAAAUACAUAAUUUCAGGGACGAGAGAGAGAAGAAAAACGGGGACUAUGGGGAGAAAAAAGAUUCAGAUUACGAGGAUUAUGGAUGAACGUAACAGACAGGUGACAUUUACAAAGAGGAAAUUUGGGUUGAUGAAGAAGGCUUACGAGCUGAGCGUUCUGUGUGACUGUGAGAUUGCCCUGAUCAUCUUCAACAGCACCAACAAGCUGUUCCAGUAUGCCAGCACCGACAUGGACAAAGUGCUGCUCAAGUACACGGAGUACAACGAGCCGCAUGAGAGCCGGACAAACUCGGACAUCGUGGAGACGUUGAGAAAGAAGGGCCUUAAUGGCUGUGACAGUCCAGACCCCGAUGCAGACGAUUCAGCAUUGAACAAGAAAGAAAACAAAGGCUGUGAAAGCCCCGAUCCUGACUCCUCUUAUGCACUCACCCCACGCACUGAAGAAAAAUACAAAAAAAUUAAUGAAGAAUUUGAUAAUAUGAUCAAGAGUCAUAAAAUUCCUGCUGUUCCACCUCCCAACUUUGAAAUGCCAGUCUCCAUCCCAGUGUCCAGCCAUAACAGUUUGGUAUACAGCAACCCUGUCAGCUCACUGGGAAACCCCAACCUUUUGCCACUGGCUCACCCUUCUCUGCAGAGGAAUAGUAUGUCUCCUGGUGUAACACAUCGACCUCCAAGUGCAGGUAACACAGGUGGUCUGAUGGGUGGAGACCUCACAUCCGGUGCAGGCACCAGUGCAGGGAACGGGUAUGGCAAUCCCCGAAAUUCACCAGGUCUGCUGGUCUCACCUGGUAACUUGAACAAGAAUAUGCAAGCAAAAUCUCCUCCCCCCAUGAAUUUAGGGAUGAAUAACCGUAAACCAGAUCUCCGGGUUCUUAUUCCACCAGGCAGCAAGAAUACGAUGCCAUCAGUGAAUCAAAGGAUAAAUAACUCCCAGUCUGCUCAGUCAUUGGCUACCCCAGUGGUUUCCGUAGCAACUCCUACUUUACCAGGACAAGGAAUGGGAGGAUAUCCAUCAGCCAUUUCAACAACAUAUGGUACCGAGUACUCUUUGAGUAGCGCAGACCUGUCAUCUCUGUCUGGGUUUAACACCGCCAGCGCGCUUCACCUUGGUUCAGUAACUGGCUGGCAACAGCAGCACCUACAUAACAUGCCACCGUCUGCCCUCAGUCAGUUGGGAGCUUGCACUAGCACUCAUUUAUCUCAGAGUUCAAAUCUCUCCCUGCCUUCUACUCAAAGCCUCAACAUCAAGUCAGAACCUGUUUCUCCUCCUAGAGACCGUACCACCACCCCUUCGAGAUACCCACAACACACGCGCCACGAGGCGGGGAGGUCUCCUGUUGACAGCUUGAGCAGCUGUAGCAGUUCGUACGACGGAAGCGACCGAGAGGAUCACCGGAACGAAUUCCACUCCCCCAUUGGACUCACCAGACCUUCGCCGGACGAAAGGGAAAGUCCCUCAGUCAAGCGCAUGCGACUCUCUGAAGGAUGGGCAACAUGAUCAGAUUAUUACUUAAUAGUUUUUUUUUUUUUCUUGCAGUGUGUGUGUGUGCUAUACCUUAAUGGGGAAGGGGGGUCGAUAUGCAUUAUAUGUGCCGUGUGUGGAAAAAAAAAAAAAGUCAGGUACUCUGUUUUGUAAAAGUACUUUUAAAUUGCCUCAGUGAUACAGUAUAAAGAUAAACAGAAAUGCUGAGAUAAGCUUAGCACUUGAGUUGUACAAACAGAACACUUGUACAAAAUAGAUUUUAAGGCUAACUUCUUUUCACUGUUGUGCUCCUUUGCAAAAUGUAUGUUACAAUAGAUAGUGUCAUGUUGCAGGUUCAACGUUAUUUACAUGUAAAUAGACAAAAGGAAACAUUUGCCAAAAGCGGCAGAUCUUUACUGAAAGAGAGAGCAGCUGUUAUGCAACAUAUAGAAAAAUGUAUAGAUGUUUUGGACAGACCCGGCAAUGGGUGGCCAUUGGUAAAUGUUAGGAACUCACCAGGUCACCUAACAUCCCGAGAAUGCUCACAAACCUGCAGGCGUAUCAUUGGCGUAUGGCACUCAUUAAAAAGGAUCAAAGACCAUUAAAAGAGGACCAUACCUAUUAAAAAAUAUAAUAAUGUGGAGUUUGAGGGCUAACAUAUUUAAUUAAAUAAAUAAAUCUGGGUCUGCAUCUCUUAUUAAAUAAAAAUAUAAAAAUAUGUACAUUACAUUUUGCUUAUUUUCAUAUAAAAGGUAAGACAGAGUUUGCAAAGCAUUUGUGGCUUUUUGUAGUUUACUUAAGCCAAAAUGUGUUUUUUUUCCCCUUGAUAGCUUCGCUACUAUUUUAAACAGUCCUGAAAGAAAACCAAAAAGGACUUUUUGUAUAGAAAGCACUACCCUAAGCCAUGAAGAACUCCAUGCUUUGCUAACCAAGAUAACUGUUUUCUCUUUGUAGAAGUUUUGUUUUUGAAAUGUGUAUUUCUAAUUAUAUAAAAUAUUAAGAAUCUUUUAAAAAAAUCUGUGAAAUUAACAUGCUUGUGUAUAGCUUUCUAAUAUAUAUAAUAUUAUGGUAAUAGCAGAAGUUUUGUUAUCUUAAUAGCGGGAGGGGGGUAUAUUUGUGCAUUGCACAUUUGAGUAACUAUUUUCUUUCUGUUUUCUUUUACUCUGCAUACAUUUUAUAAGUUUAAGAUCAGCCGUCAAAAGGAUAACCUGUGGGGUGAGAACAUAUCACACUGCAACACCCUAAAUUGUUUUUAAUAUAUAAGCAAUCCAUUGGGUCACCUGAUAUCCAUUGUAUAUACUGAUCAGUUUCUUUCAUGCUAUUUUUUUUUUUUUUGCAUUUUUAGUCAAAUGCAAGGCCCCUUUCUGAUCUCACCAUUUCACCAUGCAUCUUGGAAUUCAGUAAGUGCAUAUCACAACUUGCCCAUUUCCUAAAUCAUCUGGUUGGUUUACAGCCUAGAAUUUGAUAUGUUUUUUCGAAACAUGCCCAGAAUAGAGAAGCUGCAUGGGGGCACAUGUCCACAAUAUGGCCCUAGAAACAAGUGAUAUGGAGUUUACUCAGUGAAUGAGUUGUAAAUUCCCACAGAAGAAAAAUGUGAAUGACCGGGUGCUAGACAAGAAGGAAGCAGGUAAAGGGAUAGUUGCUUUGUCAUCCAUUUUUUAAUUAUUUUAACUGACCCUCCACAAUCUUGUCAGCAAUAUAGGACUGUUGAACAAUCCUGAUGUGUCAGGACCCCCAAAUGUCACUUCUGCAUAAAGCAUGUAUGUCAUCUAUUUUUCUUCAAUAAAGAGAUUUAAUAGCCAUUUCAAGAAAUCCCAUUAAAGAACCUCUCUAUGUCCCUUUUUUAACUUUUCAAGAAAAUAUGAUGACUCUUGUCUAAUACUCGUCUAUAGGGAUUAAAUUUCAGACCCUUUAAAAAGUGAGUGCCAUAAAAAAAGAUAUAUAUUGUUAGAUAUUUCAGUCUAGGAAUAACUUUCCUUCUCUUGGAAUGUGAAGAUCUGUCAAUUCAUCUCCAAUCAUAUGCAUUGACAUGCACAGCAAAAAAGAUAUACACAGUAUUAUCAACACUGCUAGAUGAUGUGUAGGACAUUUCUUACCCAUUCUUUUUUUUUCCUUUUACUUGCAUAGUUGCUAUGUGUUUCUCAUUGUAAAAGGCUGCCGCUGGGUGGCAGAAGCCAAGAGAUCUUAUUAACUAGGCUAUAUUUUUCUUAACUUGAUCUGAAAUCCACAAUUAGACCACAAUGCACCUUUGGUUGUAUCCAUAUAGGAUGCUAGCCUGCCUUGUACUAACGUUUUAUAUACUAAAAAAUAUAAAAUCUAUCAACCAUUUCGUAUAUCCCACUACUCAAGGUAUAUCCAUGGAACAUGAAAGAAUAACAUUUGUGCAGAGGAAAAACAGAAGAUCAUCCCUGGAAUACACAAACACACAAACACUCACACACACAGGGAAAAAAAAAAAACUAAGAAAAUCAUUUUCCUCACCAUAAAUUUAAUCCCAUCCUUGUAACCCAUCUUUAUAACUCGGUGUGUAUAAAAUAUGCAAACAUGUCACAAAUGUUCUUUGUCAUUUCAAAACAUUUUAGUGUAUCAAUAUCAGUAGAAACUUACCAGUGGGUGGGAAAGGGUCAUUAUAUGAAAAUAUGAAGAAAUAGCCAUAUUAAUUUUUUUACCUGCAAUUUGCCUCAGCAACAAAGAAAAAGCAAAUUUCUAAUGCUGAAGAUAAAGUAAGCUAAAAUACCAGCAGAAGCUUGGCUAUUUAUAGCAGUUCUGACAAUAGUUUUAAGAACAUGGAAAGAAUAGAAUCACUUGAAAAUGGAUGCCAGUCAUCUCUUGUUCUCACUACUGAAUUCCUAUAAAGUGGUGGCAAGAUAGCGAAGGGAUAGUCUGAGAACUUUUUAUGAUGAUUUAAUGAGAAGAAGCACAAUUUUGAUUGUGAUGAGUCACUUUCUGUAAACAAUUGCUGUCGCUCUUAACGCUUAUUCCUUGUCUGUAAUUUACUAUUUGUUGUAUUUACAAAGCUAGUCUGGGUUUUGGUUUUUAUGGCAGUAAAUCCUUUGAAUUCAGGAGUUCAGGGUAUAGCCCUCGGGGAGAAUUGUUCUACUUAACCCAUCGUAAAGUAACAUUUAGGCAACAUUCUUCAGUGCAAGUAAAAGAACCCUGAGUGGAAUUUGUGCAGCUCUGAAUAUUGUUCUAUCAAAUCCUAUUAUUAAAGAUUGGCUUAUUUUUAACCCAAAGGUGGAAUUUAACAUUUUGUAAUGAUGAAUAUGAAAAACCUGUCAUCCUCAGAUCAUUUUAAGGUUAACUAAAGUGAGAAUUUUUUUUUUUAAUUUCCAAUAUACUUUUUAAAAGAAUAUCUGCCCUCAAGCAUUUUGUUUGUUUGCUUUUCUUACAUACCCAUCUUUUGACUUCGAGAUAGCAUUUUUUUUGCCCCCUCUAUCCUUUUGUUUAUUUUUGCCAGAGAGUAAAUGCUCUGUAUUUCUUUCUUUAAAACAAACUUUUUUUAAAAGAAGAAAAAGUCACUUGAACCCUCGAUAAAGGCUGUUGCCUAAGCAUGGCUUACUUCAUCUGUUCCCGUUUGUGCCAUCUGCUGUGAUGUCGUCACUUAUAUGGCGUUAAUUUUCUGCCACUACAGAUCUUUUGAGAUUGAUGGAAUACUGGUGUCUGUUAGAAUGCUUCAGACUACAGAUGUAAUUAAAGGCUUUUCUUAAUAUGUUUUAACCAAAGAUGUGGAGCAAUCCAAGCCACAUAUCUUCUACAUUAAAUUUGUCCAUUUUAGUUAUUUUCAUAAUCGGUUAUUGCAUUUUGCCUUCCCUGUUCAUACCUCAAAUUGACUCAUACCUCAGUUUAAUUCAGAGAGGUCAACUAAGUGACGAAUUCUGUUGUGGUUUGAAUGCAGUACCAGUGUUCUCUUGGAGCAAAGCAGACCUGGCUCACUGUAGGCGUAGGACUUGGAUUGCUUCAGAUGGUUUGCUGUAUCGUUUUUCUUCUUUUUCUUUUUCUGGGGACUUGUUUCCAUUAAAUGACAGUAAUUAAAAUCGCUUGUAAAUGAGGGCAUACAAGCAUUUGCAACAAAUAUUCAAAUAGAGGCUCACAGCGGCAUAAGCUGGACUUUGUCGCCACUAGAUGACAAGAUGUUAUAACUAAGUUAAACCACAUCUGUGUAUCUCAAGGGACUUAAUUCAGCUGUCUGUAGUGAAUAAAAGUGGGAAAUUUUCAGAAGUUUCUCCUGCUGGAAAUAAGGUAUAAUUUGUAUUUUGCAGACAAUUCAGUAAAGUUACUGGCUUUCUUAGUGA